CCGGUGCCUCUGCCUCCAGGCCGCUCUUCGGUUCGGAUCCUGCGGAUGGUUUUGGCUGUGUCUUCAUGUAGGACCUACCGUCUGCCCCGCCGGCCGCGGCUGGGCUUCAUCAUCAGGCCUCCUCACCAGCUGCUGUCCCUUCUUUUGUGUCCUGGACUCCGGAUCCCUCGACCGUCAGUACUUUGUGCACAGCCCAGGCCCAGAGCCAUGGCCAUCUUCUCUUCUUCCUGGGAACUACCGCUGGUGGCUGUGUGCCAGGUAACCUCAACCCCAGACAAGCAGCAGAACUUCAAAACAUGCGCAGAGCUUGUUCGAGAGGCUGCCAGACUGGGUGCUUGCCUGGCUUUCCUGCCGGAGGCAUUUGACUUCGUUGCGAGGGACCCUGCAGAGACGCUCCGCCUGUCUGAGCCACUGGGUGGGAACCUUUUAGGAGGAUAUACCCAGCUUGCCAGGGAAUGUGGACUCUGGCUGUCCUUGGGUGGUUUCCACGAGCGAGGCCAGGACUGGGAACAGACUCAGAAAAUCUACAAUUGCCAUGUGCUUCUGGACAACAAGGGGUCAGUAGUGGCCACUUACAGGAAGACCCAUCUGUGUGACGUGGAGAUUCCAGGGCAGGGGCCUAUGCGUGAGAGCAACUCUACCAUUCCGGGGCCCAGUCUUGAGUCUCCUGUCAGCACACCAGCAGGCAAGAUUGGUCUAGCGAUCUGCUACGACAUGCGCUUUCCUGAACUCUCUCUGGCAUUGGCUCAGGCCGGAGCAGAAAUACUUACCUACCCUUCAGCUUUCGGAUCUGUUACGGGCCCAGCCCACUGGGAGGUGUUGCUGCGGGCCCGUGCCAUUGAAACCCAGUGCUACGUCGUGGCAGCAGCACAGUGUGGACGCCACCACGAGAAGAGAGCAAGUUAUGGCCACAGCAUGGUGGUGGAUCCCUGGGGGACAGUGGUGGCCCGCUGCUCUGAAGGACCAGGCCUCUGCCUUGCCCGAAUCGACCUCAGUUAUCUGCGACAGCUGCGCCAACAGCUGCCUGUGUUCCAGCACCGCAGGCCUGACCUCUAUGGCAGUCUGGGCCACCCACGGUCUCAAGACUGACUUCUGUGAGCUGACACUCCCAUCGUGAGCUGGCGUUGCCGUGACUUGAUGGCAGGACCCAGGCGCGGCUCCCCUCACUUGGAGAAGCUCAGACUGCCUUGGCGGAACACAGGCUCAGCUUCUCGAGAAAGAAGAAACUUUCGCCUGAGCUCCCAUUUCAGUGUCAGAAAGGUGGAAUUUUCUACAGUCUCUGUUUAUUUCAUGAAAACUGAAGUUAUGCGGAGGGCUGAGCAGCACUGGCAUUGAAAAAAAUAGAAUCAUCAGAAAGUC
This is a messenger RNA of Lynx canadensis (Canada lynx), 1359 nucleotides long. RefSeq names its product nitrilase 1 (gene NIT1). Bases 46 to 1089 code for a protein of 347 amino acids. Gene Ontology annotation, molecular function: hydrolase activity, acting on carbon-nitrogen (but not peptide) bonds, in linear amides. The record is from RefSeq and is a predicted model, not a curated record. The transcript is spliced from 7 exons. Lineage: Eukaryota; Metazoa; Chordata; Mammalia; Carnivora; Felidae.